Messenger RNA from Colletotrichum navitas, 405 nucleotides. Its product is annotated as translation initiation factor 1A/IF-1. The record is from RefSeq and is a predicted model, not a curated record. NCBI's taxonomy places the organism in Eukaryota, Fungi, Ascomycota, Sordariomycetes, Glomerellales, Glomerellaceae. The coding region runs from base 1 to 405 and encodes 134 amino acids. The transcript is spliced from 2 exons. Gene Ontology annotation, molecular function: RNA binding; translation initiation factor activity. Gene Ontology annotation, biological process: translational initiation. Gene Ontology annotation, cellular component: nucleus.
AUGGGACGACCAAAACGCGCCGCCCUCCAGGCGGCUGAGGACACCCUGACGCCCCCCGACGCCCUCGAGCAGAACCAAGCCAUCGUGCGUGUAAUCAAGGCCGAGGGCAACAACCUGUACGCCUGCGAGUUGCCCAACAAGAAGGACCUCGUCCUCGAGCUGGCCCAGCGCUUCCGUAACACCAUCUGGAUCAAGCGGGGCGGCUACGUCUUGGCCGAGAGAUACGACGAGCCCAAUGGUCGCGUCAUGGGCGAGAUCAUCAACGUCGUUCGCGACGAGAAGGCCUGGCGCAAGCAAUCUUACUGGCCCAAGGAGUUUGCAAAGACAAACACGUAUGAUGAUAGCGAAGAGUCCGACUCAAACAUCGGCAAGAUGCCGCCAUCCGAUUCCGAGGACGACUACUGA